GUCACCGUCCGCCGCGGUCCCUGCCGCGCGGCAACGCUACUACACCCCUGUCAUCGUCCGCCGCCGGUGCCGUACCGUGCGCGCGUGCGAGUGUCGGCGGCAGCGUGACUCGGAUGACGACCGUUUAAAUCGCUGUCGCGACGUCACUGCUUCAGCUACGGCCGUCGGCGUUGCACGUUCGUUGUUCCGCGUUUCCGCACUUUCGGCAGCGGCUUCGGGCGACCGUCACGCGAUCGUAUAUCGACUCGUGUCGAACGUAUCACCACCGCGAGCGGCUGACCAAGAAGAACGCGGCGUUUGAGUGAAGGAGAACGAAAAAAAAAAAAACCAACAGUCCUAGUUGAUCGCGAGCACGUUUUCCUACGCGCACGGGCUCGCACCCUCGCGCGCACGCGUUUAUUUACGGACGCAAACAAUCGACUACCGGCACCGGUCACGUGCUAGCCCUUUAUCAUCGGUAACCAAAUAUCGAAGGCGGUUACCACCACAUCCGAGAGCGCCGGCGGUGGCGCGAACCGGAUGAUUAUGCUGGUGACGCCGACGGACGUCGUGGACCGACCCGAACAGAAAUGCGAAAGCGACGCGGAAAACAGCGGGGGUGGCAAGAAGCAACGCAAGCGGCGGAACCGUCGGAACCGCGGUCAGCGACAGCGUACCGAGGCCCAGGAACCGCUGCAGCAGGCCGGUGAUAGCGAAGACGGUGAUGGUGACGACGGCGGCGACGGUGGUAGCCGCGCGCGACCACUGAACGUGGCCACCGACUCGUCAACGACCGCGGACACUUGUAACGGACACACGGCCGACACGGCGACUGCUGCAGCUGUACCCGCGGCCGACGCCCAUACCGUCGCCGCGACAACCGAUGCCGCCGCCGCUGCCACCGAGACGGUGGUCGACGCGAACAUGGACAUACAGGCCGACGAGGACCUUGGCGAAGCCGACGACGAUCGGUAUUCGUCAUAUUCCCUGUCGUCCGCGGAAGACGACAACGGUGACGCGAACGACCCGACCGCGGACGGCGGACGUUGCGCGGCAGCGGACGCGGCCGCAUCACCGCCACCGGACGUCAUCAUGCACCACAAGCAGAACGGCAACGCGGUCAAACGGAAAGGUUCGCGGCGCGGUCGCCGCGGCAGGCGGUCGUCCAACACGCAGAUCGGUGUGCAGGUCGCGGCCGACGAUGACGCGCGGGCACUUGCCGGUGCGGUUGUCGAGGAACCGGCUCCGGUAACGAUGAAAACACCGACCGUCAGCGACAAAACCGCCUCGACGGUGUCCUCCUCGAACGCCGACGACGACGACGACGACGACGGAAUGGAUACCUCAGCCGACUCUGCGGACACUAAUAAUACCGGUUAUACCAAUGCAACGGCCGGCAUCUCUUAUUCGCAGGACGACGGCGACCGAUCGAUGGAUACGGCACUGCAAUCGUCACAGCAACAGCACCAACCGUCGCCGGAGUCGUCCGUGGUCGAACAAGCAGACGAAACGCAAGCCGGUAUCGAGCCUACUGCGGAAAACAUUACCAACGCCACGGUAUCGGCUCUGCAGGAUGUGGAGAGCCGAUUGCUCGAAGACUUCGAAUGGAAACUCAGCGAGGUCCACCGCCAAUGGAAACGCCGGUUGGCCGAUCAUGAGAGCAUGCUGGCCGAAGAGAUGGCACAGCGCCAACGUGAGCUGAACGACGACAUGGAACGCCGAGCGGUGGAGAUGGCGGAAGAGGUGAUGAAACGCGAACAGAAGAUGGCCGAGAAGAUGGUCGAACACGAACGGCAUCUAAAGAGUGUGCUGGUCAAGCGGGAGCGGGACCUGGAAGAGCGUAAGGCUGCGGAGGUGGCCGAAAGCAAGCGAAAAGUCGAGGCGAGUUUGGCAGAAAGAGAAACCGCGAUAAUGGCCGAAGCCGACGCAAAAGUUGCCAAAAGGGAGAAGGAACUCAAGCAGGAGGCGGAGGCGGCGAUAGCGAUGGCGAAACGCGAACGGCGGCUGGCCGCGGUGGAAGCGGCCAAGCGGGAACGGGAAGCCGUGGCCGUGGCCGUGGCGGAGUCCGCGAAGCGUGAACAACAGCUGUUGGCGGACGCGGCCAGGCGGGAACGUGAUAUACAGACUGAGGCGGAGCGACGGCACCGGGAACAGUUGGAAACGGAGAUGGCAAGGGCGGCCAAACGCGAGCGUGAGAUUCGCGCGGAGGCAGCGGCUCGGGAACGGCAAUUGAUCGCUGAAGCUGAAGAACGUGAGCAACGGGCGGUGGAGGCAGCCGAAAGGCAGGUGCGUCGUCAGUGGCGGCAGUGGGAGCGGGACACGGUGGCGGCUAACCGGAAAGCAGCGGAGGAGCAACAGGAACGGGCGGAACGUGACCUAGCCGCGGCCCGCACGUCGUGGGAACGUGACCGGACCGAGCGGAUUGUCGCUCUCGAAACGAGAUGGACGGAGCGCAUGCAAGAUGCGAUACAAGCGGAACGGGCUCAGGCCGCGGCUGUAGCGGAAGAGUUGCGUCGCAUAGCUCAAGAAGAACAAAAACGCGCCGUGGCCUUGGCCGUGGCGGAUGCGACUGCCGAAGUCUGUCGCAAGACUCGAGCCGAGUCGGACGCCGAGUUGGUCAAGUUACGCCGGGCGGUAGACACGACGGCUUUGUGGUACGAGGACCUGUUGGACGCGGCUCGCGCUGAAAAGGACCGUUGCAUGGAAAGAACCGAAGAGGCGGAACGGAAACUCGUCGAAACGGAACGCGGCAAGGCGAAAGCGGAGAAGGAGCUCGCGGACGUGAGGAGCCAACUAACGGAAACGGAACGUGGUCUGGCUUCCGCGAAAAGCGAUCUCGCGAACUUGGAGAGCAUUUUGUUGCACUCGGCGAACCGGCUGAAGGAAAUGGAGAGCAAGUUGUCUGUGGCGGACAGGAGAGUGUUCGAAAUGGAGCAAAAGUUGCAGGCUAGCAACGCGAGCAUGAGCGUGGGCGACGAAAGCUCGGCUUACGGUAACCGUGACGAUAAGGAGGAGGACGAAGAGAGUUCCAUAGGUUGCGGCGUAAUCGCCGACGAUGAGUACGCGGACAGCGAGGUUGAACAGAAUCGAUGUUGCGCCAGGGCCGUCAAGAGGCGAGAGGCCCAACUGAUCGUGGCCCAUGGUCUGAAAAUAGAGGAACAGCGUAAGCGACACGAGCGUCAGAUGCGCAGGCAAUUGGAGAUGUUGAUGGAUCAAAGACAGCAGCAGCUUGAGCAGCUACAGAAUCGGCAGGACAAUCGGUUGCAGCGGAAGAAUGAGCAGCAAAAGCAAUACCAGGAGCAGCAGGCGCAGCAGGCACAGCAGGAGCAGCAGGAGCAGCAGGAGCAGCAGGAGCAACAGGAGCAACAGGAGCAGCAGGACGAACAGUGGCAACUCCAGCAGCGACGACGAAAGAGUCGCGGGGGUGGCGCAGAAAGAGGAGAGGCAAGAGUUAGUAGGCCACCACCGCAGUUAUCAUCACCACCUUCCUAUAUGAGCAACGGAAGUAGUAGCAGCAGCAAGAGUAGCCGGCGUCGGAACAAGCACCGCCAACAGCAGCAACAAGCCCAGAACCAGCAAAGACCACCUCCGCCGACCACACUUACAUAUAAUAAUUUUAUUAAAUAAUACUUAAAUAAUACUCAUCACAAGAGCAGUAUGAUGAACUACAUGAUUUUGCGCUCAUCCGUACGCUAUGGAUUUUAAUAAAUUUCUAUAUUUUUACAACCUACUACUGUGUACCCAAAUUAUUUUUUUUUUAUUUAUUUAUAAAUUUAUAUUUAUUUCGUUUUAUUCUCUUUUAAGUCACGCGUUUAUUACACGCAUACUUAUUUGUACAAUUAUUAUUAUUAUUUGUAUUAUUACUGUGUUAUUUGUAUUGUUUUAUUGCCAAAUGACAUUGUGUAUCAACUAUUUUACGGAGACUACGAGAUUUCCAACCUUAUGACCUUCUUUCCAUCACCAUUAUUUUUUCAAUAAACUUCUACUUGCACAUCAAAAAAUUA
Sipha flava (yellow sugarcane aphid) is the source of this 3983-nucleotide messenger RNA. Its product is annotated as trichohyalin-like. The record is from RefSeq and is a predicted model, not a curated record. Bases 520 to 3606 code for a protein of 1028 amino acids. NCBI's taxonomy places the organism in Eukaryota, Metazoa, Arthropoda, Insecta, Hemiptera, Aphididae. The transcript is spliced from 6 exons.